GGGAUACAGGCGGAGAGAGGGGGCAGGCAGUGGAGACGUUUACACGGCCGAGAUUCUCUUUCUCGUACGGCUAGAAACGUGUAUAGUUCAUUUUUACACAAGGACUCGUGCAAACAAGUUAACUUUAACUUGUUAAAAAUGAGACUUUCACCCUUGCUGUUGUUUCCAGGGAUUUUUGUCUGUGCACUUUUCCCUCUAACAAACGGCGAAGAGCAGCGAAUCCCCGAAGAGAAACUUCUAGUUGUGACUGUUGCAACCAAAGAGACGGAUGGCUUCAAGCGUUUCUUUCACUCAGCUAAACAUUUCAACUACACUGUCAAGGUUCUUGGUGAGGGUGAGAAAUGGAACUCUGGCGACUACAUGUCAGCUCCAGGAGGAGGCCAGAAAGUACGACUCCUUAAAGCAGCUCUGGAGGAGAUGAAGGAUGAGGACAAAAUCAUCCUCUUCAUUGACAGCUAUGAUGUGGUUUUCGCCUCGGGCCCCAAAGAGCUGCUCAAGAAGUUCCAGCAGGCCAGACACAAGGUGGUGUUCUCCUCUGAGAGCCUGAUCUGGCCCGACAGACACCUGGAGGACAAACACCCCCACGUCGCCGAGGGCAACAGAUUCCUAGGCUCAGGAGGUUUCAUUGGCUACCUUCCCAACAUCAAAGAAAUGGUUGCUGACUGGACGGGAGAAGACAGUGACCAGCUGUUCUUCACCAAGAUUUACAUUGAUCCAGUUAAAAGGAAAUCCACAAAUAUCACUCUGGACAGCAAAUGCAGAUUGUUCCAGAACCUUCAUGGAGCCCUCGACGAGGUGGUGCUGAAGUUUGAGGACGGACGGGUACGAGCCAGGAAUAUGCUGUACGAUACGUUGCCUGUCAUCAUCCAUGGGAACGGACCAACCAAGCUCCAGAUCAACUACCUGGGUAACUACAUCCCCGACACGUGGACAUUUGAGACAGGAUGCACAGUGUGUCACGAGGAUCUCCACCCACUCUCAGCUCUUCAGGAGAGUGAAUACCCACUGGUGGUCUUUGGCAUCUUCAUUCAGCAGCCCACCCCUUUUGUGGCAGUGUUCUUUGAACGCCUACUGAAGCUCCAGUACCCCAAGAACAGAUUCAAACUCUUCAUCUACAACCAGGAAGCCCAUCAUGAGGGUCAGAUCAGCUCCUUUCUGAAGGAUCAUGGAAGCCUUUAUCAGGAUGUCAAGCUGGUCGGCCCUGAAGAGGAGAUGGACCAAGCGGCCUCCCGCAACCUGGGCCUUGAUAUGUGCCGGAAGGACAAGGACUGUGACUAUUUCUUCAUCUUGGACAUUGAAGUGGUCUUGGAGAACGAGAACACACUUAAAAUUCUUAUUGAACAAAACCUUCCUAUUGUGGCACCGAUGAUAACUCGCGUCGGUCGACUGUGGAGCAACUUCUGGGGAGCCCUCAGUGCAGACGGCUACUACGCCCGGUCUGAGGACUACGUGGACAUAGUCCAAGGACGCAGAGUUGGGGUGUGGAACGUCCCGUAUGUGUCCAGCGUGUACCUGGUGAAGGCCAGCCUCCUCCGAUCAGAGCUCUCAGACUACGAGCUGUUUACCUCAAACAUCUUAGACCCUGACAUGGCUUACUGCCACAACAUCCGCAGCAAGGGAAUCUUCAUGUAUGUAACCAACAUGCACACUUUCGGUCGCAUCCUGUCAACAGAAAACUAUCAGACGAGCCAUCUUCAUAAUGAUCUGUGGCAGAUCUUUGAAAACCCAGCGGACUGGCAGGAGCGCUACAUUCAUGAGAACUACACUCGCAUCAUGAAAGAUAAGCUGAUUGAAACUCCUUGUCCUGAUGUCUACUGGUUCCCAAUUUUCUCUGAUGUUGCUUGUAACCACAUUGUUGAAGAAAUGGAACAUAAUGGGAGGUGGUCAGGAGGAGCCAAUACGGACAAAAGAAUCCAAGGAGGCUAUGAGAACGUCCCCACGAUCGAUAUCCACAUGAAUCAGAUCAACUUUGAGAAGGAAUGGCAGAAGUUCUUACUGGAGUAUAUAGCACCGAUAACAGAGAAGAUGUAUCCUGGUUACUACACCAAGGCUCAGUUUGAAUUGGCCUUUGUAGUUAGAUAUAAGCCAGAUGAGCAGCCGUCUUUGAGACCACACCAUGACGCCUCCACAUUCACUAUAAACAUUGCACUCAAUCAACUGGGCGCUGAUUACCAGGGAGGUGGAUGCAGGUUCCUCCGCUAUGACUGCUCCAUUGAGGCUCCUCGUAAAGGCUGGACCAUCUUGCACCCGGGCCGUCUCACUCAUUACCACGAAGGCCUGCCCACCACCGCCGGCGUGCGGUACAUCGCAGUGUCAUUUGUGGAUCCCUGAACUCCCAAAGAUGGCACACAGCGCCGGCUAGUCCACAUCAAACAGGACACACACAAUGGCCGCCUCCUUCAGCUUCACAGCUGCUCUCUAUUUUCUGACUCGGAGCAGGUGACCGUUGCUCUUUUUCAUGAGUUAAUUUGCUUGUUUCUGUCUUACUUAAAGAAUUAUAUACAACUUAUUAGCAGUAGUGCUCUAUGAUAAACAGAAAAACACGGGCGCAUGAUUGAACAACAACAUAUAAUGUUAGAGGAGAACUGGGUCAAAAGUAUCACUUUCAAGCCUUCACAAAUAUUUGUGACCAUCACGUGUCGUCUUUAAAAUAUGCAUUAUGGGUACAAGUCCCGGGGGCCUCAGAUCUCUGAGGGUUUGAGAGGCUCAGGUUAACUGUGUGUUAGUUGGUGCAUCAUAUUGGACUAACUGGUUUGGGAAUGUGCACCACUUCAUCACAAUACCAGCUGAUAUGAUAAGACGGUGAUUCUUGUGAAGGGGUCCAUAAGGUGUGAAGUUAGAGAGAAGUGGUCUGACCAGACCUCUGCAGCCCGCUGCUCAUCUCUGCUGCUCCAGGCUGAAUUCACUAUAUUGUAUUACACCUCGUCUCUCAAGGAUUUCAAAUGUGAUUUACUUUUUUAGGACUAACACUAUUAUUUAAAUUGUAUUAUUUUCUUCCUUCAGUAGCUCUUUGUGCUUCAGCCUGACUAACAUGAAGUAGUCCACCUGCUCAUCUUAUUACCCAAACUCCUUGUUCUGGAUGUGUUACUUUAGUCCCAGUUCUAAACUAACUUGUUGGCAUUUGUUUUUUGUCUAUGAAUAACAAAGCGCUUCGUCCUCCUGUUGUAAAUAUGUUGCAACACAAGUUGUUCUCUUAGAUCUGUGUUCUCUGUGCAACAGUGUUCAUUUACAAACUGCCCUUCAGGCAUACGUUGUAGAAUACAUUGAAUAUUGAAAGGAAGCCAUAUUAUAUCACCACAUGUUUUAACAGACAGAGUGUGCAGGGCAGUAAACAAGAGGUUAUGCAAUUACAUUAUGGGAAGUGUAGGAUACAGUGUUUAGGAGCUUAACUGUAAUCAGUGUGGGCUGCUUCAGCUCUGACAGAGGUUGUAUUACCAGCUGCACCAGGGCCAGCACUCUCACCUAAUCUUAAGGCUCUGUCUCAAAGAGAGACUUCAUCAUCAUUCCA
This is a messenger RNA of Anarrhichthys ocellatus (wolf-eel), 3508 nucleotides long. It is a transcript of the gene plod1a, whose product is annotated as procollagen-lysine, 2-oxoglutarate 5-dioxygenase 1a. Gene Ontology annotation, biological process: peptidyl-lysine hydroxylation. The transcript is spliced from 19 exons. The coding region runs from base 139 to 2331 and encodes 730 amino acids. Gene Ontology annotation, cellular component: endoplasmic reticulum. Gene Ontology annotation, molecular function: procollagen-lysine 5-dioxygenase activity; iron ion binding; L-ascorbic acid binding. NCBI's taxonomy places the organism in Eukaryota, Metazoa, Chordata, Actinopteri, Perciformes, Anarhichadidae. The record is from RefSeq and is a predicted model, not a curated record.